Macroventuria anomochaeta is the source of this 2291-nucleotide messenger RNA. RefSeq lists its product as uncharacterized. Lineage: Eukaryota; Fungi; Ascomycota; Dothideomycetes; Pleosporales; Didymellaceae. Bases 1 to 2223 code for a protein of 740 amino acids. The transcript has 3 exons. The record is from RefSeq and is a predicted model, not a curated record.
AUGCCAUUGUUCUUCGGCAGCCGUGCAAACAACGGAUCAUCCAAAUAUGCUGCUAUAGAUAGCGAGACUACACUUGCAAAUGACAGCAUCGAUGGUCCCAAAACGCUUAACGCUCUGCGCGACGACCGUAACAUCAGUGAGCAAGAUCCCAACAGUACAGACAAGGGUCCAGCAGUCAACUACCGCGUCGUCGAAACAAGCCAUACAUCGAGCGAGAAGAGGAUGGGUAGCCAUGUCGCUCCGACAAUACCGGGCUGGCCGCAAGGGCCGCAACAACUGAAGGGCUUCACAUGGACCUUUCUUAUAGGCGAUACGCUCCUCCUGCUGUUACCACUCGCAUUCCUGGUACUAGGAGUUACUGCUUGGCGGCUGGACGGCAAAGAGCUGUCUGACACUGGGAAAAUGGUCGAGCGCGCCAUGAACCUCGGACCCACUAUCUAUCCCCUGGCGUUUGCUGCAAUCGGCGGCCGCUGUCUGAGAAGCGUUGCAAUUCGCCUUGCUGAGACAGGGACAACCAUAUCGACUCUUGAAAAGUUGCUAGGUAGUCAGAGCCUAGUCUCCGCUAUUGGGACUGCGUUCACCCUUCGAUCUGCCAACCUUGUCUCAAUAGCGCUCCUCUUGCUCUGGGCUCUCUCGCCCCUAGGUGGCCAAAGCUCUCUUCGCCUACUACACGAGACGAACUCCACAAGGACAGACGUGGACCUGAUAUACUACGCAGAUCAUGCGGCUCCUAUGGAUCUUGAAGGGAGCGGGUAUGGGCUCUCGACCGCACCAACGGUACUUGGGGCAAGUCUUGCUGUGUCAGCAGAAGUCAAGAACAGACCUGCAGACUUAUGGAGCCACCCCAAAAUACCCCGGCUGAGCGAACUUGAGAAGAACGCUUUGACAAACCCAGACGCCGAGGGAGCAUGGAUGGAAGUCGACACCACUUCGGAUCGGAUAUACUCUUCCUGGACCGGCAUCAACGUUCAAGGUCUGUUGCCAAACAAACAGGCUACUUUUCAAGUUAAAAGUAACUACAUGUUCCUCGACUGUCGGAAAGGCUAUGGCGAUACCUUCGACAGAGUUGUGAAGUAUCUGAAUUCAUCGAAGAUCAUAAUCAAUCCAAGGCUGGGCCCUGAGAUCAAUACAACGAGCCAAAUUGUCAACAACGGCACGGGGUUCGAGGAAAGCGGCCCAAGCGUUGAUUUUCAAGCCACCCUUGAGACUGGGACUUUAUACGGAAUCGGACAGUACGGUACCGAUCAGAGAUCCAGUUUCUUCCUCCGAGCUGCCUGGGAACCCAGCGACCUCAGUAAGGACAGCAAUGCAACUUUCAAGAGCAGCUUUCGCAUGGAUAAACCAUUCGACUUCUUAUAUGGCGCCUCUUACAACAAUUGGACGUUAUUCCAGUUACACGCAUGUACACCACACAUCGUCACCGUGGAGGCCCAAGUAGAAUGUCAAGCUAGGGAUUGUCAGGUCAUUCGAGUCCGCCAUACCCCCAACGAUGCUAAUAGAGAUUGCUUCAAUGAGCGUGAUCAUGUCAUAGGCUGUCUCACCAGAGGUACUCGUACUUUGCGCAAUUUUCUACGAUACUUUCCAACAGCAACGUAUGCGCGGCAUGCCUCCGGCUCAGUCAAUGGCUCAGUCAAUCCCUUCGACGAUUUCAUUGUUGGAAGCAAGCUGCCUUACGGGAAUUACACUGGGAUCAACAGCCGGAAUCUGAGCCAAAUAUCAGACAAGACGAUCUCCGACGGCCUGACUACAGUACUAAACACAUAUUGGCAAGCUGUAGCCUGGGGCGCACAGGUCACGAACGCGGCGUUGUUUGAUAAACCGGCUUCGACUGCACCCGAAGGUUACAUCAAAACUACCGAGGCUGUGUUUUCACAUCUGGUUCCAGUGUAUAAAGCUAAUAUCCGUUGGAUCGUAUCACUACUUCUUAUCACGACCGUCCUACUCUUUCUUAGCAUCGUCAACGUAGUUAUGUCCUUCAUAACUAUUGCUCCAGACCUGUUCUAUCACGCUUCGUCACUAGUACGCGAGAACCCAUAUACAAACACACCAGAUGGCGGCACAGCGCUUGAUGGUGCAGAGCGAAGUCGAUUGCUGAAGGAAAUAAGAGUUCAGGUUGCCGAUGUGAGCCCACAUAACAAGAUCGGAUAUGUGAUGGUGAAGAGCUUAGGCGAUGACGAGGACUUUCAGGACGGACGACUCAGGAAAGGACGACUGUAUUGGUAAGCAUGAUCUGUGACCGCUUCCGCGGACGCAAUGAAUCGGUGAAGGACAAUAGCACAGCAUUUACCGAC